AUGUCAGGAGGAUUGCCACACUCACAAAACACGUUAGUCUUACCUGUGGCUUGUGGCAGCAGCUGUCAUGGAGCAAAUUAAAGAUGGGUGGUUUACGGAGUCGUGCGCGCUGUGGCCGGGACAAGCGAUGAGCCUCCAGGUGGAAGAGGUCCUGUAUAACAAAAAAUCCAAGUUCCAAGAUGUUAUGGUUUUUAAGAGUAAAACCUACGGGAACGUUUUGGUCCUGGACGGAGUGAUCCAAUGCACCGAGAGAGAUGAGUUUGCAUAUCAGGAAAUGAUUGCCAACCUCCCCCUGUGCAGCCACCCCUGCCCCAAAAAGGUUCUGGUGAUCGGUGGAGGAGACGGCGGUGUGCUCAGAGAAGUGGUGAAGCAUCCUCUGGUGGAGUCCGUGGUUCUCUGUGAGAUAGAUGAGGAUGUCAUCAACGUGUCAAAGAAGUUCCUACCAGGCAUGGCUAAAGGCUUCUUCAGUCCCAAACUGACGCUCCAUGUUGGCGAUGGCUUUGAAUUCAUGAAGCAAAACCAGGACGCCUUUGACAUCAUUAUUACCGACUCCUCGGACCCCGUGGGACCUGCUGAGAGUUUGUUCAAGGAAUCUUACUAUCAGCUGAUGAAGGCAGCUUUGAGGAGCGGAGGAAUUCUUUGCUCCCAGGGAGAGUGUCAGUGGCUUCAUUUGGAGCUGAUAAAGGAGAUGCGUACCUUCUGCAAAACUCUUUUCCCCGUUGUGGAUUACGCUUACGGCACCAUCCCAACCUAUCCGAGUGGCCAAAUCGGAUUCAUGCUCUGCAGUAAAAACCCCGAAACAAACUUCAGAGAACCGGUGAAAGCAUUGUCAAAAGAAGAAAUGGAGACUAUGAACUUACGGUAUUACAACACUGAAAUUCACAAAGCAUCAUUUGUUCUACCUGAGUUUGCUAGAAAGGUACUCAGUGAUGUAUGACCAACAACAACUGACCUCCAUGUUUGUUCUCUACCUGGCGCUCCGAACUCAGACACAAGCAAUCAAGGACUCCAUCUCCUCCAUAUGUCACCUCAGAGAUCCGAUUGUGAAAACCUGCUAAGUUUGUGAUCUAGUAGCAGCGUUUCCUAUGUUGUUCCUCAUGUUUCUAUGGGUUUUUUUUUUUUAUAUUUUCAAUUGUCUUAUCAGUAUUUUGUGAAAUAUGAGCUGGGCUGAAAAGAGAGGAAACCUUAUCAAACCUGACCUCAUUCUGAAACGAUGUAUUUUGUUAUAUCUGCACACUCAACAGCUACACACCAGUAUAUUUACCCAUACUGAAUAAGUGUUGCUGCACAUUUUAUCUCUUUGUUGCCAUCGGAAAACACUCAUGACUGCCCGUUCAAGUCAUUGAUCUCCACAUAAAUCCUAUUGUGCAUGAUAAUGAUAAAAAAAACUCACUUUCAAGUUUAAUCACAAGUAGUGUCCUCAACGAUGACUUAAGGGUCAAAAGUUGAAGAAAGUUCCUUUUUAAAAAGUGUUACUAACCUGAAAUGAAUUGAAAAAAACGAUUGAAAUACAGUGAUGUAUUAUGAAAAAAGUAAAAAAAUUAUGAUUAACGAUGACGUUAAUGGAAUUUUUUUUUCGCAAGAUAUGAAUUUAUUAUGCAAUGAUAGUUUACAGAAUUCUAUAUUGAUCUUUAGUAGUAAACCUGCUGUAGUUGAGUCACAACUAUUCCAGUCAUGAAUUUAAUGUCUCACUUUUAUUUCUCAUGUCAGUGUCAUGAAAAUACUGUGUUAAAGAAAAAAUCAACUGUGUCCUCGAACUGUUUCCUGAGAUGUAAACAGGUGUUUUUAUAAGAAUUCUGAACUAUAAUAAAAAGAUUAACACAAAUUUCA
Molecule: messenger RNA, 1830 nt
Organism: Oryzias melastigma (Indian medaka)
Lineage: Eukaryota; Metazoa; Chordata; Actinopteri; Beloniformes; Adrianichthyidae
Gene: srm
Product: spermidine synthase
Exons: 8
Coding region: 68-937 (289 amino acids)
Biological process (GO): spermidine biosynthetic process
Cellular component (GO): cytosol
Molecular function (GO): spermidine synthase activity
Source: RefSeq, a predicted model, not a curated record